AUGGACAGUGGUCAGGAAAGGGUUCCUGGCUUCAACAGCUAUGUCAAUGGUGCUAUCACUUACUGUGCUGGGGGAGACGAGCUGGAACAGUUUGGGGAAGAGGACAACAAGGGUGGAAGAAGGGAGCUCUUCGGGACAACUGCUGUAAUAAUCCAGGCAAGAGAUGAUGGGCACUCAAACUGGAAUGGUAGCAAUGAAGAGGGCAAGAAGCGAUCAGAGCGUGGAUACAUUUUAAAGGUUGAGUCAACAGACUUUCCUGACAAAUUGGAUGUGAAACGUGAAAGAGAAGAGUCAAGGAUAAUGUCGAAGUCUUGGCUGAACAACUGGAAGGAUGAAGUUACCAUCAACCAAGAUGAAAAGGCCGUGAUGAAAAGACAAUUGGAUAUAGAAGUCCAGAGAGGAGCGAGAGCCCCCUCCCCGGCCGCCACGCGCAGGAGUUUCGAGGGGAGCCCGGGGAGAGAGGCGGUGUCACGUGGAGAGGCCGCACGCGGACAGGCGCCUGGGGUUCGAAGCCCCCCGGGAAGGCGCCGUGAAGGGGCGUUCACUAAAGCCUCGCGAAGAGGGGAAGCGCUCCCGCCCGCGCCGGCACAGGUGUCCGGGUGGCGUCGCCGGGGGCGCAGCCCUCAGACCCACGAGAGGGAGGGCGGGGGCGCCGUCUGUGCGCGGAAGCCGGGGCCCGAGGGGAGGCUCCCGCGAGGUGCUUCUCGGGCUCCUCCUCGGCGCCUCAGGUUUCCUCUCUCCGCCCGCCGGCUGCUGGUGGCGGCACCGCCUCCCUCCGUCCCUCCCCGCGUCUGGGCCCACUCUGCGGCCUCUGCCCGCCUCGCCCCCCCCGGACCUCCUCCCGCUUUCUCUCUCGGCUUCCCCUCGAGCCUCCGAGGAGCCCGCAGCCGCGGGGCGCCCGGGAAGAUGGCGGCGGCGGGAGACGGCGGCGGCGAGGGGGGCGCGGGCCUGGGCGGCGCCGCGGGGCCGGGGCCGCGCGGUUCGGGUCCCUCAGCCGGAGCGCACGAGGGCGCCGCGGACCCCACGCCCGCCGCGCUGCACCCCGAGGAGGUUGCCGCGCGCCUGCAGCGGAUGCGGCGGGAGCUGAACAACCGCAGGAAAAUCCUGGUGAAAAACCUGCCUCAGGACAGCAACUGCCAGGAAGUUCAUGAUUUGUUAAAAGACUACGAGUUAAAGUACUGUUACGUGGACAGAAAUAAACGAACAGCUUUUGUUACCUUAUUGAAUGGUGAACAAGCCCAGAAUGCAAUUCAGAUGUUUCAUCAAUAUUCUUUUCGAGGAAAAGACUUAAUAGUUCAGCUCCAGCCAACAGAUGCUUUGCUGUGUAUUACCAACCUGCCCAUUUCUUUCACAUUAGAAGAGUUUGAAGAACUUGUUCGUGCUUAUGGAAAUAUUGAGAGAUGUUUUUUGGUCUACAGUGAAGUUACUGGCCAUUCCAAAGGUUAUGGAUUUGUGGAAUACAUGAAAAAGGACUUUGCUGCGAAGGCUAGAUUGGAGCUAUUGGGUAAACAGUUGGGAGCAUCAGCACUCUUUGCACAAUGGAUGGAUGUUAAUCUAUUGGCCUCAGAACUCAUUCAUUCUAAGUGCCUUUGUAUAGAUAAACUCCCUAGUGACUACAGGGAUUCAGAAGAACUAUUGCAAUUUUUUUCCAGUGUACAUAGACCCGUGUUUUGCCAGCUUGCACAGGAUGAAGGUAGUUACAUUGGUGGCUUUGCAGUGGUUGAAUAUUCCACUGCAGAGCUUGCUGAAGAGGUUCAGCAAGCAACAAAUGGUAUGACCAUCAAGGGAAACAAAGUCCAGGUUUCCUUCUGUGCUCCAGGAGCGCCAGGGCGAAGUACAUUAGCAGCAUUGAUAGCGGCUCAGCGUGUGAUGCACAGUAAUCAAAAGGGCUUACUUCCAGAGCCAAAUCCAAUACAAAUUAUGAAAAGUUUAAACAAUCCUGCCAUGUUACAAGUUCUUCUACAACCCCAGCUAUGUGGGCGAGCUGUUAAACCAGCAGUUCUUGGAACCCCUCACAGCUUGCCACAUCUGAUGAAUCCAUCCAUUUCCCCUGCAUUUUUACAGUUGAAUAAAGCACAUCAGAAUCUUUCUCAUGUACCGCUGGCACAGCAACAGUUAAUGAAGUUUGAGAACAUUCAUACUAAUAAUAAACCUGGCUUACUUGGAGAACCCCCAGCCAUGAUACUUCAAACUGCACUAGGGAUAGGGUCGGCGCUUCCAUUGAAAAUGGACUUGGGGCAUCCUGGAGAAGCACAUAAAACAUCUAAUCUGAUUCCAACUCAAACAACUGUAACAGCUAGAAUGGGCAUGUUACCAUUCUUUCCAAAUCAGCACAUUGCUGGACAAGCCGGGCCAGGGCAUAGUAAUACUCAGGAGAAACAGCCAGCCACGGUGGGAAUGGCAGAAGGAAAUUUCUCAGGGUCACAGCCUCACCUUCAGAGCUUUCCAAACCUUACUGCUGGGGGAUUGCUGACAGGACACCCUAAGCAGCAGCAAAGCCAGCCAAAAGGCACAGAGACAAGUUCAGGGGCUGCCUCUAAGAAUCAGACUUCACUCUUGGGAGAACCACCAAAAGAAAUUCGGCUCAGUAAAAAUCCAUACUUGAAUUUGGCAAGUGUGUUGCCCAGUGUGUGCUUAUCAUCCUCUGCAAGUAAAACCACUCUACAUAAGACUGGAAUUGCAAGCACCAGGCUGGAUGCAGUCUCUCAGGGAAAUGAAGCACAACACACAUCAGAAAAGUGCACUGCUUAUCCUUCAUCUUUUGGUGAUUAUGCACAGGUGUCAACUUUAAGAAAUGAAAAGCGAGGCUCAUCGUAUCUCAUCUCUGCCCCAGAAGGUGGUUCAAUGGAAUUUGUUGACCAGCAUUCUCAGGGCACAGGAGCAUAUUAUGUGGAAACCUACUUAAAAAAGAAGCGUGUGUACUGA
Cynocephalus volans (Philippine flying lemur) is the source of this 2925-nucleotide messenger RNA. RefSeq names its product ribonucleoprotein, PTB binding 2 (gene RAVER2). Gene Ontology annotation, molecular function: mRNA binding. The record is from RefSeq and is a predicted model, not a curated record. Gene Ontology annotation, cellular component: nucleus. The transcript has 14 exons. The coding region runs from base 1 to 2925 and encodes 974 amino acids. NCBI's taxonomy places the organism in Eukaryota, Metazoa, Chordata, Mammalia, Dermoptera, Cynocephalidae.